AUGGCUCGUAGCAAGGAGGAAGAAGCGGAGUGGGCAAGUCAUCGCGAUGAGCUCCAAUACCUGUGGCUAGAUCAACGAUGGUCUGUCCAGCAGAUACGAGCACAUAUGACCGGGAGAUACAAUUUUUGCAAAAGUCAGGACCAAUAUUCCCGACAGUUCAGGAACUGGAAUCUCAAGAAAAACGCUAAAGAAGAGGAAUGGCGUUUUAUUGCCCACAGUCGCCACAAACGUAAAAGAGAGGGAAAAGACCCAGGAGAGGUAUCAAUUCGCGGUACUCUCAUCCCCGAGCCCAAGGUGAGAAAGGAAACAGCUCGUUAUGUUUCGUUAUCAUCUCAGUACCUGGAACUGGGCGAUUCUGACCCCAAGACUCCCGAGGGGAUCAUUGUCAGCACUCCCCGUGCGUCGAUAGAGGAUGUACUCCCGGAAAUUCCCAUGGACCUACUCGAGAUAGACUGGUCGCAUGACCUAAUAGAAGCUGCUACUAGUAGCUCGCCUGCUGCAUCCGGGCUUCGGUCAAAUGCUGAUGGGAUGCCUCUUGCGUCUCCCAUCGAGAUCCCGCCACUUAGCCCGUCGGGCUUCCAUGUUCUAGCGGACGGACAACCAACUGCAACUUUGCCAAAUGAAAAUAUUGCAGAUUUGGAUCAUAAUUUGCAGUCAAUGCUCUCUACGGCACAAACAUCAAUGUACUGGGGCGAACCGAUCCAAUGCGACUCCAACUCCCUAAUUGAUGAGAUAAUCGGCCAGGCACGACUGGCUCUCUCAUGUCGUUAUCAUCCAAAAACCGAUGACAAAGCCUUGAGUGAAUGUCUUUCUUUCCUUGAGCCCAUCACAAUAGGCGAUGUCAGAACUGAUCUGACAAGAAAGGCCGAGAGUAUAUUUCAGUCACGCAGUUCAGAUAUUCUCUCACACUAUCUCAGCCUCUGUGUUUACUUAUCCUCGAACAACAUGCUGUCGACAUUGUCAACCGAUAAAUUGAUUUCGCUUAUUGUGAAAAGCAGGUCACAGCUCAGACUCAAAACACUACUGCAUUCGAAAACCACGACAAUGGAGAUAUUUAUGAGCAAUUUAUUGGCUAGUGCAGCAGCGAUGGGCGAAAUAGAGAUCUGUGAAAUUCUCAUCAAUGCUGGAGCGGAUAUAGAUGCCCCUAGUGGGCUGGGUUCGCGUAGGACGUCUCUUCACCGAGCGCUUUGUGGGAGACAACUGGAUUGUGUGAGGAUGCUACUGGAUGCUGGUGCAGACCCCAAUUUAGCAGUGGAUGGGAUGACACCACUGCACCUUGCAACUGAAUUGUACGGCUCGUAUGAUUCCGUGAAAGUCUUGCUUGACUCGGGGGCCCAUGCACAUCCCCCACAAGACUCUGCUCGCCUCACACCUUUGCAAUUGGCCGUGAAAGGGUUGCAAACUGAGGUGAUUCGAUUGCUUCUCGAGGCGAAGGCUAAUCCAAACUCUUUCACCACGGCUAAAAGGGGAACUGCAUUGCAGAUUGCAUGCGGGAGAUCGGAGGAAGCUGGGGUUGUAGAGCUUCUAAUUGAGGCUGGAGCGGACAUUGACUCUCGCUCUGGUUAUCGAUACGAUGAUGAGAUAUCUGAAGACGAGUGCUCCGAGAGCAGCGACGACGAAUCCGAUAUUUCUUCUAGGGACAGUCUCUAUGAUCUCUUCGUCUCGAAUUGUUUCCGCUUCAAAUCCCCUAUUCUCAUAGCUGCAGAGAACGAAAACUGGGAGGCCGUUCAGCUCUUGCUAGAGGAAGGAGCUGCCGUUAAUCCUAGCAUGAGGGGUUGUCCUAUUCGAGCGAUGAGAGACGAACUUCUGGAGCAAGAUUGGGACUAUCCGGCUGUAUUUACCCCACUGCAAGCCGCCAUUAGAGCGCAAAAUAUCACAAUGACCCGCAUGCUAUUGAGCGCUGGUGCACAUGUCGAUGCACGGCCCAGAAAUAAAUACGGACACACCGCACUUCAGACAGCUGUCUUAAUGGGAAAUGAGAGACUGGCCCAAAUCCUACUACGGAAGGGGGCGAAUGUUAAUGCUGCUGCUGGUGUCUGUUUUGGGCGGACAGCACUGCAAGCCGCUUCUGCGCACUCAGACACUGCCCUUCUGAGUAUCCUACUUGAGGCAGGGGCAGAUGUAAAUGCUCUACCUGCCAGAGAGGGUGGCAGAACUGCACUACAGGUAGCAGUACGUGCAGGCAAUAUCGAAGGGGUCAGACUCCUUCUUGAUGCAGGCGCAGCCGUUAACACUGAUGCAAGUCGGAUGGAAGGGACGAAUGCCCUCCAAGAGGUGACCAAAAUCCAGGAUCAGUUAAUACGGGAGGAAAUGCUACAUUUGCUUUUGCGGGCUGGCGCGUAUAUCCAACCCCCAAAGGGCCAGGAGAAAUAUGCAUCUCUUCAUACGGCAGUAAGUGAGGGAAAUCUAGAUGUGACAAAAAACUUGCUACGAAAGGGCGCCAGCCCGAAUAUGGGUUACUGUGCACACACAAACUGCACCCCCUUGCAAAAGGCGUCAGAACUUGGGAAUGAAAGUCUAUUCCAGGUACUGGUAGACUAUGGAGCGAAUAUAAGUGCCCGUCCUUAUUGGGAUGGAGGUCGUACCGCGUUGCAAUCUGCAGCUGAACAAAACCACCUGACGAUAGUGAAGAUGCUACUGCAGCUUGGCGCAAGUGUAAAAGAGGAAAGGGCAGUUGGGGGGAUUUCAGUGAUGGAGGCUGCUGUGAAGAAUUGUAACCUGGAACUCAUACGACUUCUGCUCGAUAUGGAUCCCAGCAUCAUAUCUUCGGAUCCCAACACCAAGGAAGUUAUUAUCGGGGUAGCUUUGCACCAUUGGAAGUGUGAUAUGUCUUUAUUGGAACUUCUGCUUAAUGGUGGGGCAGAUGUCAACAAUGUUGACACAGUUUCAUCACUGCCGUUUCUUCAGCUAGCAGCAAGACAGAGCAAUUUGGGGUUUGUGCAGUGCCUGCUUACUAGAGGCGCCAUUGUGAAUCGCCGCUGGCAACCCACCUUUGCGGGAGCCGUCACAGCCCUUCAAGAAGCCGUCCAGCUACGUCAUAUCGACAUGGUCCACUUGUUACUUGAAUGGGGAGCCGAUAUCAAUGCACCAGCAAACGAGAAAGGUGGAAAGACUGCGCUCCAGACUGCAGUGUCACAAAACAAUUUCGAAAUGGUGGACCUAUUGGUGAAAAACGGCGCCAAUGUUAAUGGCCUACCCAGCCCACGAAGAGGUCGAACGGCCCUUCAAGAGGCCGCAAGCUCUGGCUAUGUGCAGAUGACCCAAUACCUUCUGAAUCUCAAUGCCGAUAUCAACGCCAGAGCUGCACACUUUGGCGGAAUCACGGCGUUGCAAGGGGCCGCGAGCAGCGGCAACAUUCGCAUAGUGAUGAUGCUGCUUUGCGCUGGGGUCGACAUCAAUGGAGCACCAGCCAUAGAACAUGGACGAAAUGCUAUUGAGAGCGCUGCAGAGAAUGGCAGGUUGGAUACUCUACACCUUCUGUUGAACUAUCACCCGAACACUGAAGAAUUUGACAUAAAGAGGAAACGGGCGGCGAAACUAGCACUUGCAAAUGGUCAUUUGGCUAUUGGGCGAUUUUUGCUGGCGUAUCGGAAAGACGCAUGGAUGGGGACGAGGGAGGUGCCUUCCAUUGGCCCUCGGAUCUCCUGA
Molecule: messenger RNA, 3648 nt
Organism: Aspergillus caelatus
Lineage: Eukaryota; Fungi; Ascomycota; Eurotiomycetes; Eurotiales; Aspergillaceae
Product: ankyrin repeat-containing domain protein
Exons: 5
Coding region: 1-3648 (1215 amino acids)
Molecular function (GO): protein binding
Source: RefSeq, a predicted model, not a curated record